This is a messenger RNA of Mytilus californianus (California mussel), 1254 nucleotides long. RefSeq names its product ankycorbin-like. The record is from RefSeq and is a predicted model, not a curated record. Gene Ontology annotation, biological process: RNA processing. The transcript has 3 exons. Lineage: Eukaryota; Metazoa; Mollusca; Bivalvia; Mytilida; Mytilidae. The coding region runs from base 140 to 1198 and encodes 352 amino acids. Gene Ontology annotation, molecular function: protein binding; RNA binding; RNA nuclease activity.
GGAGUGUGCUUCAUAAUGAAAGCCGACAGAAAAUGAUUCAAUCUGUGACAAGUUUGACCAGUGUUAUGUAAUGUUUAGAAAAUUUAAUCAUUUCAUUGUAUCUAAUGUAUUAUAGACCAGUGGUUGAUAACCUACCGAAAUGAGCUUCAGAUCUUUGAAAACGGACAUUGAUCCGCGAAAAUUUAUCAUCAGACGAUGGAAAUCUAUUCCGAGACAGAGAACGCCAGUUACCGAAUCUGAUGUUACAUACAGAGAUAGCACAGGAAGAACCCUUCUUUACUUUGGGGCUAAAAAUGGUGAGACGGAGACAGUGAAGCAAUUGUUGAAAGCGGGAUGUAACCCGAGGUUGUCCGAUAUUAAUCGGAACACUCCUCUACACAUGGCUGCUGAUGGAGGAUAUAUUGAUAUAAUUCAUAUGCUGAUAGAAUUUGGAUGCAAACUAAAUGCCAGAAAUAUUUUAGGACAAACAGCACUAAUGAAGGCUGUGCAGUACGACGAUCUAGAAACAGUGUCUGUCCUAUAUAAUGCAGGUGCUUACUUAGACCUGACUGACUGCACGGGGAAAACUGCACUUCUUCUUGCUUUGCAGGACGGAAAUGAUGAAAUAUGUUCUUUUCUAAUACGGAACGGAACUGACGUAAAUGUUGUUGAUUAUAUCGGUCAAAGUGCACUUUAUACCGUUGUACAUUCACAUGAAAAACUUCCAUUAAGCCUAUGUAAGAAGCUAGUAGAUGCUGGAUAUAAUUUCGAACACGACACGGAAUGGAUUUCUAAAGACCUUCACCGACAAUUAACCCAGCCACAAGUUGGAUUAGUAUCAAGAAUCAAAAGAAGGUUAAGUUUUAAGAGAAACCCCGAAAGGCAACACGAUGACAAUAGUACAAUUGUAUCGAAUGAUAAAGAGGAAGCCCGAAGGCAACACGAAGACAGUAGUACAGGUGUAUCGAAUGAUAAAAGGGAAGCCCGAAGGCAACACGAGGACAGUAGUACAGUUGUAUCGAAUGAUAAAGAGGAAGCCCGAAGGCAACACGAGGACAGUAGUACAGUUGUAUCGAAUGAUAAAAAGCAAGCCCGAAGGCAACACGAGGAUAGCAGUACAGUUGUAUCGAAUGAUAAAGAGGAAGCCCGAAGGCAACACGAGGACAGUAGUACAGUUGUAUCGAAUGAUAAAGUGGAAGUAAAAUCAACAUCAGAGUAAAACUACAAGGCAUUUGAUAUUAUUUUAAGAAGCCUUUGUUUUUUUGUUUUUUUUUA